AUGAACAGAUUGAGUCAUAAAGUGUACGAUGAUCCAGAGUUAUCCUCCCUGGCUGUUUCACUUCCGGAAGUCGCUCUUUCAUCAAAAGCCUGUAAUACGAGUAAAAAAUACCAGAGAUCCUACAACAGUUGGAGUAAAUGGGCUAGGCAGCAUAGUUUGGUAGUUUUUCCUGCCAAUGAUGUGGAUUUUUCUUUAUAUUUAGUGUCUUUAAUACAAAGUUGUAAUUCUCCAUCUACUGUGGAUGAAGCAUUUUAUGGUAUGAAAUGGGCUAAUGAUUUAGCAGGAAAUUUAAAUAAUCCGUGUUCAUCCUUUUUAGUGAAAUCAGUCAGGGAGGCUCUUCAUAGAAUUCUGGGACAUCGUGUUUCUAGGAAAGAACCUGUUACUCCAGAAAUACUUUUUAAGUUGGUUAAUGUUUUUGGAGAUACUGAUAGUUCUAAUUGUUAUAAAUUAAGAGGUACUUCACCAUUGUCUUACACUAGAGCUCGUGAACUUAUUUUAGAUAUGUUUGAGCAUAUCGGUUUGGACAAAUCCAAAUUUGGAUUGCAUAGUCUAAGAUCAGGUGGCGCUUCAGCUGCUGCCAAUGCUGGAGUGUCAGAUAGAUUAUUUAAACGUCAUAGACGUUGGAAAAGUGAAAAGGCUAAAGACUCUUAUGUUAAGGAUGACAUUGAUAAACGACUUUUAGUUAGUAAAUGUUUAGGAUUGUAA
Messenger RNA from Ruditapes philippinarum (Manila clam), 705 nucleotides. RefSeq lists its product as uncharacterized. The coding region runs from base 1 to 705 and encodes 234 amino acids. Lineage: Eukaryota; Metazoa; Mollusca; Bivalvia; Venerida; Veneridae. The transcript is spliced from 2 exons. Gene Ontology annotation, molecular function: DNA binding. The record is from RefSeq and is a predicted model, not a curated record.